AUGUUGGGAGGUAUAAGAGUUCCCACGACAACCUCAACAGCUGUCUACAAUGGUGCUAAGAAAUCAGAAAAUUCUUUUACACACUGUAUACAUUCAGACAUCUGUGCCUCGGUGCACUUACUUUCAACUACAGAAGUUUUCAAAUACAUAAACCUCAAAAUCAAGAACCUACUACCCGAAACGCUUCAACCUUCAAUUUACAAUGUCUAG
Molecule: messenger RNA, 210 nt
Organism: Sclerotinia sclerotiorum 1980 UF-70
Lineage: Eukaryota; Fungi; Ascomycota; Leotiomycetes; Helotiales; Sclerotiniaceae
Exons: 1
Coding region: 1-210 (69 amino acids)
Source: RefSeq, a predicted model, not a curated record